Messenger RNA from Galleria mellonella (greater wax moth), 3289 nucleotides. RefSeq names its product cysteine-rich hydrophobic domain-containing protein 2. Lineage: Eukaryota; Metazoa; Arthropoda; Insecta; Lepidoptera; Pyralidae. The coding region runs from base 147 to 644 and encodes 165 amino acids. The record is from RefSeq and is a predicted model, not a curated record. The transcript has 3 exons.
AAACGUCAUUUCUGUGUCUAUGUCUGUACGUCACUUUUCUCUUCCAUGAAUAAAUAGAAUUCUGCAAACACUUUGCUUUGUUAUGUGUUUAUUUGUAAUAAUAACACCAAAUUGAUUUUAAUUUAAGUAGUUAGUGAGUAAAGAAAAUGGCAGACUUUGAUGCGAUAUAUCCAGAUGAAACCGAAAGUGAAGAAAAUUUAGAAGAAACACAUGUGACGUUAGUCCCUGAUCCCAUUGUCGUCCGAGGAGCUGGUAACAUGACAGUUUUUGGUUUAAGUAACCGUUUCAACACAGAGUUCCCUUCGGGUUUGCAAUCUCGUGUGGCUCCUGAAGAAUAUCAGGCAACAGUAGCUCGCAUUAAUAGUGUGCUGAAGAAGACACUUCCUGUAAAUGUCAAAUGGCUGUUCUGUGGCUGUGUAUGUUGUUGCUGUACCCUAGGAUGCUCUCUUUGGCCAGUAAUAUGUCUUAGUAAAAGGACACAACACUCACUGAAUAAACUUCUAGAAUGGGAGAACAGUCGACUAUACAAUAAACUUGGUCUCCGUUGGCGCCUCACAAAGCAGCACUGCGACUCUUCUUCUAUGAUGGAAUAUGUACUUCUUAUAGAAUUCAUACCUAAAAUACCAAUAUAUAGGCCAGACUAAACCCGUCGACAUCUGCCGUUACCAUAGGUUUAGUAUUUGUAAAUAUAAAUAUGGAAAUUAAUACUUGAAAAUAUAAAGAUUGCAUCAUUGCAAAUCAAGAUCUUGGUUACGAUGCUACGUACAUACGAAGUGGUAUUAUGUAGGUGCAAUACGCUUCUUGGCACGUUAACUACAUUUUAAAUAUACAAUUUUUUUUUUUAUUAACCUGUUGUAUGACAAAUUAUUGUUAAGAAUAAUUUACAAAUAUGGAUUGUAUAUACAUGUAUAUCAUAUUGUUUUAUAAUGUUGCUGUCAUAUUAAACUCUAACUUCAUAAUGCUAACCUUUUCUUUUAUGUAAUAAAAUACAUUUUUUGCAAUGGAAGUUCUAUUGAGAAAUAUAAAAUGUACAACAUGUAAUGGUUGUACUAACUUAUUUCGAAAUGUAUUCUAAUUUGUAAAUAAAAAUAUAUAUAUAACGAAUGUGUAUUAAAAUGGACAAAUAAGUGGUACGUAUUGUUAUUUGCUUUUUGUGUAUAAGUAGAUGUUAUAUAAAAAAUGAAAGCUUAUCUAUUAAGAAUGAACAUUAUAAGCUUGUGUAAAACAUCUAUUAAAUUUUACAUUCUGAUCUAAGAGAUCUAUAAUCAUUGAAGUUGUAUUUUUAAAUUAAAUCUGUAAUAGGAUUUCAACUAAACGCAUAAAAUAUUUGGUUAAAAAUUAAUUUUGUAAACUGCUAUUUUCUUGUAGCAACCCAAAAUAGUUGUAUUACCAUUUAUAAAAAUUUCGACCUGUCCACAUUACUUCAGAUAUACAUAUAUCUGAUAGUUUAUGUUAACAUGUUAUACUUAAAUAAUCACGGUUCCUAAAAAAAUCUAUUUUUUAAGAUGCAAAAACAUUAAUGGAUUGUAAUGGAAAUCAUAAACGGUUUUUAAACUACUCCUUUGUAAAUAAAAAGAUACAGGUUCAGUCAAAAUUGAGAUAAUCUCUGUUUGGGGAUAUUUUUUUUAUUUGAAGAGCUAUGACGAAAUACUAAGUUAUUUUACGUUUUCCAAUAUCUUUAUGCAUAAAACGGCUUUUAUGUAUCUUUAUUUCGGAAUACAAAUGAUAUUGGGAGUGUUAGAUUUAAUGCCAUUAAUGAUUUUAAUUGCUCCUUGUUCCUUGAAAAUAAAAAUAUAUUUAUUUAUUAUAAAUGACCUAGAUAAUACGUACACAGGGUGGCUGGUAGACAGUUUAGCCAUCUCAUCUAAUUAGUACAUCAAAAUAUUACACUACAAUCAUCCUUAAUCAUUGCUAUCCAACUACUAGUUUAUAUCACAGACUCGUGUCUAUGCUAUUAUUUGGGUUCUGCACGAUAUUUUCAUCUUCCAUAUUGCCCAUGCUACACGUUUUUUUUUUUUACAUUAUUGGUGCCCUAAACAGUAUAUUUUGCAUAUUUAACAUCAUAAUUAUAUUGUCUAACCAGUCGCCCUGUAAGUUGUAGUGAAACUGCUGCAUUUUACAUUGUAUAUAUUUAUCUGAUAUUUUGAGAAAAUGUUAGUCUCAGUUUAACUGGACUAUAUAGUCAAGAAAUAUAAGAGGCGUUUUUAAGGUAAUGUUAAACAAUAUUUUAUAAUUAUUUUCUUUUUUACUAUAGUAGGAUGAUCUAAAAAUCUGAACAUUAAAAACUUGCGUUCAGAUUAAUCUCCUCGAAUGAAAUAAAGUACCACACGACAAAAUUCAUAUUACAAGAUUAGAUGUUCUAUAAAAAAGCAGUAUUCUUUCAUUCUUAUAGACAUGAACAUAAAUAGCAAGUAAUGAACUAUGAAAUAUUUUUUAUGCUAUAAUUAACGCUACAAGCUGAUAUUACUCUUGGCGUUAUUCAAUUUAUUCCGAUUGAUAAUAUCGAAUUCUUUCAUGCAAUCCAGUUAGACAUACAUUGUUGAUGCUACAAUAUGACGCUAUAUAGUCGCCUCGUGAUUAAAUGCGAAUUCGUUCGCUAAAUUGACAUAAUUUUGCAAAUACCAAAUAAGUAACCAAUAAUCUGACUGCUUUGCUUCAAGCUUACUUGAUUACUUGUACGAGUAUGUUGCGUAAAGUGUAUAAUAUUUAUUUUACCUGUUAAUUACAUUGUCAUGUUCUUAAUCCAAAUACUAAUAUUAAUUGUAUGAUUUGUACCUGAAUGUCGAAGUUUAUAAACGUAGGAAGGGGGUUUGAACUAAACAAAGUUAUAAUAAUUUGUAUUAAGCGACUAAGCUGGAGCCAUAUUGACAGUUAUAUAUGUAUACAUAUGAAGCAUUGAUUCUUUAAAAACAUGCUAGGGAAAUGUUUGGGACUGUGUUAUUAGAUGAUUAGUUAAAUUAGAGGUAUUCUACAUUAGAAAAAUUACAAUCCCUCUUUUCCCUUUUCAACAAGUUGUACGUGAUUAAAUUUUUUAUAUAAAAACCCUUUUAGCACAUAUGAUAACAAUCUUUAUUUUUGUAUUAAUUUGGAACUAUGUGACUGAAAUAUAAAAACUACACAACUUUGAAAUAUAUAUUGCCUUCAACAAAUUUAUAUUUUUGUUGUAUGCAACAGUUGAAAAGCGAACAGGGUAUCUCGACAUUAAGUUGUAAUAUAAGGAAUUGUAAAUAUUUUAUGUACCUAUAGAUUAUUUUGUUCAAAUAAUAAAUCUCACUGUAUGUGAAGAAAC